Molecule: messenger RNA, 2203 nt
Organism: Triticum aestivum (bread wheat)
Lineage: Eukaryota; Viridiplantae; Streptophyta; Magnoliopsida; Poales; Poaceae
Product: D-lactate dehydrogenase [cytochrome], mitochondrial
Exons: 17
Coding region: 62-1732 (556 amino acids)
Biological process (GO): lactate catabolic process
Cellular component (GO): mitochondrion
Molecular function (GO): FAD binding; D-lactate dehydrogenase (NAD+) activity; D-lactate dehydrogenase (cytochrome) activity
Source: RefSeq, a predicted model, not a curated record
ACUCUCUCACUUUCCCUCAAAAAAAGGAGAAAACCAACUCUCCCACUGCCUGCCGCCAUCCAUGGCCGCCACCCUCAUCCGCCUCUCCCGGCCCCGCCGCGCGCUCCUCCCGUUCUCCGCCCUCCGCGUCCCUCUCUCCACCCAGCCCCUCCCGCAACCCCGGGACCCGUCCUCCCCCAACUCCAGCCGCGGCCUUCCCGCCUUCCUCUCCUUCCUCGCCGCCGCAGCCGCAGCCGCAGCCGGAACCACCGCUUCCGCCGCUCUCUGCGAUGAUGCCGGCCCCGACCACCGGGUCGGUGGGAAAGACAGCACCGAGCUGGUGGUGCGUGGGGAGCGCAAGCGCGUGCCACAGGAGUUCAUGCAAGAGCUCGCAUCCUUCCUCGGGGACAACCUGACGGUGGAUUACGAGGAGAGGAGCUUCCACGGGAAGCCGCAGAGCAGCUUCCACAAGGCGGUCAACGUGCCCGACGUCGUCGUCUUCCCAAAGUCCCAGGAUGAGGUACGGAAGAUUGUGAUGAUUUGUAACAAGUACAAGGUGCCAAUUGUACCAUAUGGUGGGGCUACAUCAAUUGAGGGCCAUACGUUGGCACCUCAUGGUGGCGUUUGCGUUGACAUGUCUUCAAUGAAGAAAAUCAAAUCCCUGCAUGUUGAGGAUAUGGAUGUUGUAGUUGAACCAGGAGUUGGAUGGAUUGAGCUGAAUGAAUACCUGAAACCCCAUGGUCUCUUUUUCCCUCUUGACCCAGGACCUGGAGCCACUAUUGGUGGAAUGUGCGCUACACGAUGUUCUGGUUCAUUAGCCGUGAGGUAUGGAACUAUGCGGGACAAUGUGAUCAAUCUUCAGGUUGUUCUACCAGAUGGCGACGUUGUCAAGACCGGUUCUCGGGCUCGAAAGAGUGCAGCUGGAUAUGACCUAACUCGGUUGAUCAUUGGAAGUGAAGGGACUUUAGGGGUAAUUACAGAAGUGACUUUACGACUUCAAAAGCUCCCAUCUCGUUCCGUGGUUGCUAUGUGCAAUUUUCAAACUGUUAAGGAUGCUGCUGAUGUUGCUAUUGCAACAAUGCAUUCUGGCAUACAGGUCUCGAGAGUGGAAUUGUUGGAUGAGGUUCAGAUAAGGGCAAUAAACAUGGCAAAUGGUAAAAGCUUGCCUGAAGUGCCGACCUUGAUGUUUGAAUUCAUAGGGACAGAAGCAUAUGCACUUGAACAAACGUUGUUGGUUCAAAAGAUUGCUGCAGAGCACCAUGGUUCUGAUUUUGUUUUUGUGGAAGAGCCAAAUGCUAAAGAGGAACUGUGGAAGAUCAGGAAGGAGGCACUUUGGGCUGGUUUUGCCAUGGAACCUGAUCGUCAAGCUAUGAUAACGGACGUUUGUGUCCCAUUGUCUAGACUUGCAGAAUGCAUAUCUGUGUCUAAGCAACUACUUGAUGCGUCACCAUUGACUUGUUUGGUUAUCGCCCAUGCCGGUGACGGAAAUUUCCACACAUUUAUCCUAUUUGAUCCAAGCCAGGAGGAAGAGCAAAGGGAAGCAGAGAGACUAAACCAUCUCAUGGUUCAUACUGCUCUGUCCAUGGAAGGUACAUGCACAGGAGAGCAUGGUGUUGGCACGGGGAAAAUGAAGUACCUAGAGAAGGAGCUGGGGAUGGAGUCACUGAGGACGAUGAAAAGGAUAAAGGCCGCGCUGGAUCCCAACAACAUCAUGAAUCCAGGAAAGCUCAUCCCACCCCACGUCUGCAUAUGACCAACCCAGUGCCUGAUUCCAUGCCAGUGGGUUGGGUUAUUCAAGCUUUUUUUUAAGGAAUGUCUCAUGGCUCUUUAUUGCAAUAAGUUGAUGGUUACAUCGUUAAUUACAAGGGGCAUAAUAAACAUGGGUGGAUCACCAUCCCAGAAAACAGUAGAAGUUGAAUCAUAAGCAUAUGCCUAGCUAGACUAUGGGCCACCUUAUUUGCAUCCCUUGGACAAUGUUGGAAAGUGAUAUUACCUAUUCUCUGAGCGACCGCAAAACAUUCAGCCAUGACUACUGCAUAUGGGGUCAGAACCUCUGGCUCACCAUUACAGGUGAUAUUAUUUGAUCGAGUAUACCUUUCAGACGAAAUGAGAUCAUUUUUUAGAUAACCUUGUACAGAACAUUGUAUAAGCUGAUAGGUUGAUAUUGUGAAAUUUUCUUCAGACUGUCCACCUUGGCAAUAAGCACUAUGACGGUAUCAUUUCA